AUGAAUAAUUUUAUUUUUGUAUUCAUUUUAUUUGCUAUUUUUCUUACUGUAAAUGCAGCUCCAUUUCAACUUAAUAAAAGAGCUAUCACCUUCAACCCUUGUCCCAAUAUUAUUGACUCACUUACUGUGGUAAUGCAGCCUGAUCCUUUUUUUCAAGACUCAGGAGAAAAAGGCUCUAUAGAUGUCCCUUACAUUCAAACAUUCAGCGGUUUAUAUCUGCAUGGAAGCCCAUUUUCGAUAUCUGCAUCAAAUGUUUCUAUUCCUAUUUUUUUACCUCACUCAUAUCUUAUUGCAGUUUCUGUUGGAGAUCGAACCAAUAAUCCAAUGAAUCCAAUGAAUCAAUAUGGCUGUGCAUUUGUAAACGUUAGUUCUGCAGCUAAUUCUUUCG
Molecule: messenger RNA, 388 nt
Organism: Dentiscutata erythropus
Lineage: Eukaryota; Fungi; Glomeromycota; Glomeromycetes; Diversisporales; Gigasporaceae
Source: the annotation of a GenBank genome assembly